This is a messenger RNA of Alternaria infectoria, 2085 nucleotides long. RefSeq lists its product as uncharacterized. The record is from RefSeq and is a predicted model, not a curated record. Bases 1 to 2085 code for a protein of 694 amino acids. Lineage: Eukaryota; Fungi; Ascomycota; Dothideomycetes; Pleosporales; Pleosporaceae. The transcript has 5 exons.
AUGGAGCGGAGUCAGGAUAGCGAUCCAUAUCAGUGCGAUGCGGCGCAGACUCAGCCAUCUAGCAUGUCCCCAACGGCAGAAAGCUCGCCUUUAUCAGAACUUCCCGAAACUCCCUCUCUAGAAGUGAGCAGCGCGAUGCGAGGUAACGAUGGACGCGUCGAAGCGCUCAAAAAUGAUGACGGCGAAGAGUCUACGGACGAAAGUUCCGACACCAAGAAGCCAUACGCAUGCCAGUAUUGUGGCAAGACAUAUGUCAGCGAAGCGAAGCUCAAACAGGGACUUGCAUGUACCAAGCACAAACAACAAGUGUCCGACUGCAACCCAGAGUUGCUCACAGAUACACCCACACAGCCGUACAAAUUAGCUCCUAGAUCUAGUCGCGCUGGCACAGUUGCCAAGGACGACAAAGGCAAGCGUAAGGCCACCGACUCACCAGGUGCGAGUCCAAAGUCCAAGCCGGUCGCCAAGCGUGCAACUGCUGUUGCCAAGAAAGAGACGACUACAGCCACUGGACCAAGUCAGGAAGCUGGCCGUUUGCAUCCUCCGUUUGCGUCGCAGUCUGACCUUGAGAGGUCGCCCCAGUAUCAUAUGGCCAUCGAAGAGAACAAUGGUGAUGAGUUGCUCAAGAAGUUGAAUGCACAACAGAGACGUAUCGCAGCCAUGGCAACUCGACACAACAACGGAGUGCGUGUGCCUAUACCGACUCGUCCAGCGCCACAGGCAUCGGACGAACAUCGCACCCAGUUCAACCAUGUGCAUUCCCCUGAGUCUCGUUUGACGCGCUUCCGACCCAUCCAAUCCGCCAACUUCAAGGUGUAUGAGGAAGCUGCUCGUCGUAACAUCCGGCCCAACGAGUUCCUUGCAAGCGCGCCUGGAUCUCGCAUGCCUUCUCGUCAGACGUCGGCCCAACCAGCUGCCGACUUGAACUUGCCGACACAAGGGCAGCUUCAAGGAAUGAAUACGGCUGCACCGACUAAGAAGGGGCCGGUAACUCGGGAGCUCACACAGCCAAUUGCUUUGCAACGCUCUGCUCUACCCGUAGGAGACGAGAACGAUCCCGUAAUGACGCUCCGUAUUCAUAGCAAUACAUACGACAUCAAUGGCACUCCCAUCUUCUCCAUCCUCACGAUCCGCGCGUCGCAGAAGUUCGGCCCUCGACUAGAGUACUAUUGUCAACAGCGAGGCAAGCAGUACGGCAUAGACUGGGUUUUCAUAUACCAAUACGCCCUAGGCGGCCCGGACGAUGACGUGCGAGAUCGUUACAUCAAGAUCGACUACAACAUGACCUUCAGCGAUGUUUAUGAUCCUGAGCGUCCCGACAUCAAACUCCGAGACAUGGACACCAUCAUGAUCAUGAAAGCCAAGUCCCGCCUCGCAACCAUGAUCGAUAAUGGUCGCAGGGGGAUCGAAACUCCGCUAUCGCCAACUGGCUCACAAAUUUCGGAAGACAAUAUCGACAUUGUUGACGGCGAGACCCCGAUCUUCCAGAACGCCGGCACCAUUGCGAACUGGAACCGCAUUGUUGAGAGUAAGAUGAUGGAGUUGGGCAGUCAAGUCAACACCUUGACAUCCGAGAACCAGCGCCAGAAGACGGAGUUGGCUAGGCAGAACCAGAUGCUCGGUAAUAUGAUGAAGCGCAACAAUGCAUCGAUGCAGAGCAGUCAUCCACAGGUUACUGGUCGUGGUGUUCAUGCCUUCCCCUUCGUUGGUCAUUCAACUGCAAACCUCCAUCCCGGCAUCCAACGUGGCCCAACUGUCCAGCGCAACGCGUUCAUGGACCGUCUGGAAGCAGUCCGAGAACCCACUGUGCCAAACGAGUCGCGAAACCGCAUGCAGCAAUACCAGUUCCCAACUCAUCACCCCGGCAUGCAAGGUCGCCGGCCCACUUACGAUAGCGGCGAGCGUGAGGCGUUUCCGGACUUCCAGAGAAUUGAUGCGGCUACGACUCAACCUACACAGUUCGCUGUAUAUGGGAUGGGUGACGACAUGACUUCGUAUGUUCCUGUUCUGCAACAUAUACAGGGCGGGAGUGAUGAAAUGGGCGCUCCGAUGGUGAAGGUUGAGGAUGUGGAAAUGGAGGAGUAG